Messenger RNA from Colletotrichum spaethianum, 702 nucleotides. RefSeq lists its product as uncharacterized. The coding region runs from base 1 to 702 and encodes 233 amino acids. The record is from RefSeq and is a predicted model, not a curated record. The transcript has 2 exons. Lineage: Eukaryota; Fungi; Ascomycota; Sordariomycetes; Glomerellales; Glomerellaceae.
AUGAGGAAUACAAUAUUCCAAUGCCCUCGGUGGCACUUGGUCCAGCUCCUCUUCCUCACCUCCGCGGCCACGGCUACCAUAAUCAGCGUCGGCGACAUAUCACUCAGUCUGUCCAACUUCCAGCUCAUCACUGAGCUUUCUGUGCCGCUGGGCUGCUUGUUGGCGUACAACAGUCCCAUCAUAGGAUGCCGAGCGACCGACUUUGAGAACUCGAGGACAUGCUCGGCCAAGUGCACGCGUGGGUUGACACGGACGCAAAACAACGUCCGGGAUGCUUGCCAGGCCGUACAGGUGCAGGCCAACACGAUACUUGGUCAGGCUCUAGCAGGGAAUUUGAUCAACUUGCUCUGCGACUAUCAAGCCCAGCACAACCACAGUGCUGCUGCCCCCAACCAGCACCGUCAACCCGCCGCCGCCGCCGCCGCCACCACCACCACCACCACCCUCUACUACUUCUGUCAUUUCACCUCCGCCACCGCCAACCAUCACGUCAGCGACAUCAACGCCGACACCGACUCAGCCUCCUCCUUCCCCUCCCCCUCCUCCCCCUCCGCCACCGUCGGCCACAGCAGUUCCGCCGGUCUCCAACCCCGUACCACCGCCGCCGCCGCCGCCUCCGCCGCCUCCGCCGACAACCGUUGUCACAACCACGACCGAAAGCAAACCAGCACCUCAGAGCACUUCCACAAAGCCUCCGGUUAA